UUGAUUUUUCCUACUAGGCAAGUCAGAAAGUUAAAGAAUAUGGGGGCUCUUGAUGCCAAAAAAAUAGCCGAAGCUGAGGCUUUAAUGGGGCAGGUCGAUAGUGCCCCGGACGAGUAUGCCAAAGCUGGUAUAUAUUACAAGGCUGCAACUGCAUAUCGAAUUGCCAAAAGAUCGGAUGAGAGCAAGGAUUGUUUUUUGAAGGCCAUCGACUGUUACGAGAACAAUAAGUCGUGGUUCCACGCUGCCAAAUCGUACGAGCAGAUUAUUUUGCUAGCCAAAGAAACAGGUACUCUAUCGGAAGUGGAGGUGUAUGCCAAUAAGGCUUGCAGUCUCUACCAGCAACACGGUUCACCGGAAGCAGCUGCCGCAGCACUGGACAAAGCCGCCAAAAUGACGGAAUCCAAACAUCCCGAAUUGGCAUUGCAGUUCUACAAGCGGGCUCUGGCCGUCGUUUUGAAUGGGGACUCCACCCAUCAAGCGUCUGAAUUCGCAUCGAAAGUCUCGAGAAUAUUGGUGAAACUUAAGAGAUUCGAGGAAGCCAGCAAAGCUCUCAAAAAGGAAAUAGGCCUUAAUUUACAGACAAAAUCGUACGGACAAGUUGGUCGGUUAGUCGUGGCCUUGGUGCUGGUGCAAUUAGCAUACGAUGAUUUCGUAGAUGCCAAAAAGACAUUCAAAAAAUGGGGAAAUCGUUGUGAGAAACAAGAAGUGACAACAUUGGAAAAACUAUUAAAAGCUGUUGAUGAUAAGGACCACGAACUAGCUGCCAUGAUGCUGGCAUCCCCAUUUAUCAGACAUAUGGAUGUGGAAUACGCCCUUUUAUCGAAGAACAUUUCCAUAUCACAAGGUAUUCAAAAUGGUUCUCAACUGGAGAAGGAAGCCAGCGACAAUGCUGGAAAUUGAGCUUUAUUAGUUUGUUAUGGUCUAGUAGCUUAGUAGUCAAUAGUGUUUAUUGUUCCUCAAAUACAAAAAAGCUUUAUAAAUGUACACUGUUAAAUAUAUACAAAAAUAUAAAGUGUUGUUUAAAAAAUGCAUUAACAUUAUUCAUUCUGUGCCUUAGAAGAAUUUUUCUAACAAGUUUCUUACAUCUUUAAUAGGAUUUUAAAAACAACUCUGAAUACUUAUAAAUUUUCUAAAAAAAAAUUUACAUAUCAAUAAGCCUUAAACUAGACUAAUAAAUUUGAUACAAAAGUUAAAUUUUAUAUUGUA
Molecule: messenger RNA, 1206 nt
Organism: Drosophila elegans
Lineage: Eukaryota; Metazoa; Arthropoda; Insecta; Diptera; Drosophilidae
Gene: gammaSnap2
Product: gamma-soluble NSF attachment protein
Exons: 1
Coding region: 40-900 (286 amino acids)
Biological process (GO): intracellular protein transport
Cellular component (GO): SNARE complex; vacuolar membrane
Molecular function (GO): soluble NSF attachment protein activity; syntaxin binding
Source: RefSeq, a predicted model, not a curated record